Molecule: messenger RNA, 1539 nt
Organism: Closterium sp. Naga37s-1
Lineage: Eukaryota; Viridiplantae; Streptophyta; Zygnematophyceae; Desmidiales; Closteriaceae
Source: the annotation of a GenBank genome assembly
AUGGCUGCGAACAGGUCUCCGCACGCGCUGCCGCCUGAUACCCAUUCUCUGGCCCUCCGCCUGUACCGCUUACGGUUUCUCUCCUCGCCACGCGGCUACCCUGCUCUAGGGAUGGUGAUUGCCGGAGUAUCUGAGCCGUCGCCAGGGCACGUUGCCGCCUGGUCGGCUGUGGUCGCAAAGCCUCCAGCGGAGCCUGAAAGGGCGACCAUGGCGACGAAGCCCCCUCUACCGCCGGCUCCGACACCCGUGACAGCAGUCGUUGAAAAGACUCCUCCCCACGCACCCGCGGAUCCCCUUGCCGGGUCGAAGGCAGGACCGUCUGCUCCCGCUGCUGUUCCGUCUGCUCCGCCUGCGGCACCUGGCCCACCGGCUCCCCUUGUCGAGCCGUCGGCGUCUGCCCCUGCUGGGGGUGUUGCUGAGCCCCCUGCACCUGUCCUUGGCGCCCCUGUUGCGCCGACCGCUUCUGUCCCCUGCUUGCCUGCGCCUGCCUCUGCCUCGUCACCAAAGGCGGCGUCCGCCACCACUGGCGAGCCGGCUCCAUCGGUUGCGCCUGUGGCGGCGGGCCAGUCCGCCCCUGCUGUGACGGCGGUGGCUCCGGCAGGCCACCCGUCACGCCCUCCAUCACCUGACCGUCGCUCGUCGCGCCCUCAUUCCCCCGCUCCCCAACAGGAACGCAAAUCGUCUCGUCGCCGGCGUGAGUCUCCACGGCGGUACCAGCAACAGCCGCACUGGCCCGCGCACCACGGGGGCCAGGGGGAUUGGAUGGGUCCCCGUGCUCGUGGCGGGGGUGGGGGGUAUCGCCCGCCCGUGACGAUGGCGGAUCUUCAGCGGGAAGUUUCGAGGGCGGUUCGGGAGGAGAGGGCGGCGUAUAGCCAGACCGGUUCGCUGCGCGCGUCGCCGGCCCACGAGGUUCCUCGUCCGGCUGCGCUCCCCCCGAACUCGCAGCCUGUUGCUGCGCCUCCUCCUCAGAUCCUGGCGCCGCCAGCUCCUUCUCCUGCUGUAUCGGCGCCUGCUCCCGGCUCCCGUCUCUCUCUGCCACCGGUUCCGCCCGUAGCGGGAGUGGAGUUUGUGGCCGCGGGUGGCGGCUCGUUGGCGGCUCCGUUUGCUCUCCCAGCUGAUGCUGAUGAGCCGCUCCAGUUCCUGGCGGAGGCACUCCAACCUCCGCAGACCCGUGUUCCCGAGGCAACACUCGGACAGCUACACCGCCUCGCCAACAGUCUCCAUGCUCUGCUGCUGAUUCAGGUGCUGGCCCACUCGUCUCUCCCUGUGAUCCCUCCUGAGACGUUCCGUGGCCGCCAGCGUGAUUCUUGCCUGGACGCGGCGGACCAGCUCGCGGUGCUGCUGGCGCCCGUGCUGGCUGCGCCCGCGGAGGGAGGCGCUGCUGCCGCGGGACAGCUUGACGAUGCUGUCCGGGGCCUGAGGCGGCACUUGCGCGCUGGAUCUGGAGCCGCGGCGAUCGGCGCAAGCACGCUUGUGGUCCGGGAGCUGUGGCGCUCCCUGACGGGCGUUCUUCACGCCCUUGGAGCUCACCGCAUGUAG